Molecule: messenger RNA, 1314 nt
Organism: Penicillium waksmanii
Lineage: Eukaryota; Fungi; Ascomycota; Eurotiomycetes; Eurotiales; Aspergillaceae
Product: fungal specific transcription factor domain-containing protein
Exons: 5
Coding region: 1-1314 (437 amino acids)
Biological process (GO): DNA-templated transcription; positive regulation of transcription from RNA polymerase II promoter by galactose
Cellular component (GO): nucleus
Molecular function (GO): DNA-binding transcription factor activity, RNA polymerase II-specific; zinc ion binding; RNA polymerase II cis-regulatory region sequence-specific DNA binding
Source: RefSeq, a predicted model, not a curated record
AUGACGCCGUACCGUCCAAAGGCCUACUAUGAAAGCUGCCUAGAGCGGCUAUAUAACCCAUCCCCUUCUGCCCACCCCGAUACACUGACUCAAGCCAUCGUUCUGAUCAUUUUGGCGACGGCAGCCCUUGGUACCGAGUAUUUCUCUUGGGGUGAUAUCUUAUACGACCGUGUCAAGGCUUCCCUUGCAUCUUACGAUGACAAUGAACAGGGUCGGCCCAAUUCCGCAUUCUUGCACCUCGGAGUAGCUUCUCGAAAAGCCGUCUCAGCAGGACUACACAAGGAUGUCCCCCAUGACAAUAUUGAAAGCCCGGAGAAUAUCGAGGAGCGACGGACUACUUUCUGGUCUAUAUACAUGUUUGAAACAUGGUUUUGCUUCCACGCGGGUCGACCUAGUUCAUUGUCAUUGCGCGACGUUGCCAUUGAAUAUCCACAAGAUCCGUUCAUCCGACUACUAGUCCAGCUUUGCAAAACAAUCUCACGGUCGACCACGGAAAUUUAUAGCGAGCGUCACGAGUCAUUGCUGCACAUGUGGCGAGUUGCUCGAUCAAUCACGGAAGACCUCCGUGCACUUGAGUUGCACAUGAAACAGACAUUAGGCUUCGGCCUCGAUGCCGACCUCAGAUCGGGCUCCCUGGGUGUGCAGCAAACGAUAUUUGUAACGCUGUACUACCAUACUGUUCUACUUACAUUCCGGCCGUUUCUCAUCUUUCGCGGGCAUUGGCGACGAGGUAAGAAAGUCCCAUCAAGCCAGUCUGCUACUAGGGUGCACAACCGCCCAAAUGAAAUUCCGUCAUGGCUUAACGAAGCUUGUAAUCAUGCUCUUUCUGCCGCCCGAAAAACUAUCCAUCACUUAUGCGAAGCCUCGGAGGCCAACGACUUGGUGAAGGAACUGCGGUACCAUGGUUAUUUCAUGGGCAGCUCGGUCUUCACGAUAAUUUACGACCUACUUAAUGAUCCAAGCGCUGCAUCCAAUCAUCUACCUUGGGCGUAUGCAACUCUGCAGAACUUAUCGACAAUGCGACCGGGCGAUCCAAUUCAAAGUACCAUCGGAGCCAUCCAGGCUGUACUGCGUAACAUCAAUCCAUCAUACGAAUGGUUACCAUACGCAAGUCAAGAAAACGACUAUGCCCUUCGCCGCGAUAACUCAAUAUCCUUCCCCCAGGGCUCUAGAGUCGCAGAGAAUCAGCAGAUUCAAGCCGGUACUUCACUCGCUGGGAACGCGUUCCUCGGCCCACUUCCUGACCUCCCUGCGUCGCAGUGGAAUUUCCCUCUGGAAUCACCUGAAACGGGGCGUUCAGGGGGGGUCGAGUGA